Homalodisca vitripennis (glassy-winged sharpshooter) is the source of this 1432-nucleotide messenger RNA. Its product is annotated as zinc transporter ZIP1-like. Gene Ontology annotation, biological process: zinc ion transmembrane transport. The record is from RefSeq and is a predicted model, not a curated record. Gene Ontology annotation, molecular function: zinc ion transmembrane transporter activity. Lineage: Eukaryota; Metazoa; Arthropoda; Insecta; Hemiptera; Cicadellidae. Gene Ontology annotation, cellular component: plasma membrane. Bases 126 to 1307 code for a protein of 393 amino acids. The transcript is spliced from 2 exons.
CAAGGCACGGAAUUGCAUGUAAUAGUAACGGACAGGCGACAUGUCGCGGGAGGUGGUGGGGAGAGGCCAUUACUAUCAGCUGUGUACCUUACAGUCGGCAGACCGAGGCGGAUCGCGGUAGUGGAAUGGCGGCAGACUUACAGAACAUCUUCGUUGCUAAGGCAACGUCGAUGGUAGCGCUCGGCAGUGCUGCCUUCGUCGUCACCAUGGUGCCGGUCCUCAUCGGGCGCAGGAUCUCAUCCAAGCAUCCACCGCAGAUCGAGACAAGAAACACUCGCAUGGAUUUCAUCCUCUCUCUUUUCCUGUCGUUCGGUGGAGGUGUUCUGCUGUGUACUACUUUUCUUCACCUACUCCCAGAGGUAACGAAAAACAUCGAACACCUUCAGCGCAAAGGAAAGAUCCCCGAAGACUUUCCGUUACCUUUGCCAGAGCUUAUAAUGUGCUGUGGUUUCUUCAUCAUGUACAUCGUUGAAGAAGUCGCCCACAAAAUUCUUCACUCCCAUCACGCUAAACAGGGAGGCACUCAAGACCGUGAUAUUACUUUAAAUAUUUCAUCGGCCGUUUUAGUAGAUUCUGAGGCCACGCUUUCUGAGGACUACGGACACAUCAUAAAGCAAGAUCUAAUCACAGUGACUUUUACUCCUCCACGUGAAGAAGAUACUAAAAACAUCUCGAGGGACACUAAGACGCACAGAUCAUCCUGUGUAAGUAAACGGGAGGAAGAUAUUCACAGUCAUAAACAUUGCCACAAUAGGGACCAUGAAGAGCAAAGUCGGGAUCUCCACUAUGACCAUGACCACCAACACCACGAUCACGAGACUGGAGACCAUCACACGUUGGUGACGACCUCGCCUCCGUCACUUCGAGAGCUACUUAUAGUCCUCGCCCUCACAGUCCACGAGGGGUUCGAGGGUCUCGCCAUCGGUCUUGAGAGUUCUGUAGCAGCUGUGUGGUAUCUUCUGGCUGCUGUGGCUACUCACAAAUGUGUCCUAGCGUUUUGUAUUGGCAUAGAGUUAGUAUCCGGUCACAUAUCUCUGCCAUUGUCAAUAUUCUACGCCUUCAUAUAUUCGUGUGCUUCCCCGUUCGGAAUCGGGAUGGGUUUAUUGAUGUCUACCUCAGACAACGACCACCUGACGGAGUUGCUGUCGGUGUUGCUCCAAGGUGUUGCCACCGGCACCCUCCUCUAUGUGGUGUUCUUCGAGAUCUUGAAGCGUGACAACCACGGGGAAGCUAAACUUGCCCAGCUUAUCGUCGUUAUUGCAGGAUUCGCUGGGAUGGCGGCACUCACCGUAUUACUUAAUGCUUAGGUUUGUGGCUGCAACAUCAAGUCAAAGUUCCUCUAGAUUUACCUCGUACGUGAAAGGGUCUGCAGGCCUCUCUUAUUUUAUAUUAUAGAUAUCGAGAUUUUAUAGAUUAAAGAUAAAUUAUUGAA